Molecule: messenger RNA, 1206 nt
Organism: Candidozyma haemuli
Lineage: Eukaryota; Fungi; Ascomycota; Pichiomycetes; Serinales; Metschnikowiaceae
Product: ribose phosphate diphosphokinase subunit
Exons: 1
Coding region: 1-1206 (401 amino acids)
Biological process (GO): ribonucleoside monophosphate biosynthetic process; 5-phosphoribose 1-diphosphate biosynthetic process; purine nucleotide biosynthetic process
Cellular component (GO): ribose phosphate diphosphokinase complex; cytoplasm
Molecular function (GO): ribose phosphate diphosphokinase activity; magnesium ion binding
Source: RefSeq, a predicted model, not a curated record
AUGCGGAAGUGUAAAGUGUUUGUCGGUCUGUCCCAUCCAGAAUUGGGUAAGCUUGUGUGUGACCGUUUGGGCGUCGAACCUGCUCCAUGUACGCUUAAGAAGUUUUCCAAUGGCGAGACUUCGGUGCAGAUUGGUGUUUCUGUGAGAGACGAGGAUGUGUAUAUCAUCCAGAGUGGGUCUCCACAAAUCAACGACCAUAUUAUGGAGCUUUUGAUUUUGAUUUCGGCGUGCCGUGGCGGUUCGGCGCUGAAGAUCACGGCGGUGAUUCCUCAAUUCCCGUACUCGAAGCAGCUGAAGAUGAAGAAGCACCGUGGUGCUAUCACUGCUAGGAUGUUGGCUAACCUUAUUAUUAUGGCUGGUGCUGACCAUGUGGUGUCAAUGGACUUGCACGCCUCGCAAAUGCAAGGUUUCUUUACCAAGCCCGUGGAUAACUUGUACGGAGCGCCUACUUUGGCUCGCUGGAUCCGUCACAAUAUCCCUGACUGGGAGAAUGCUGUGGUGGUUUCGAAGAACCCAGGUGGAACGAAAAGAGUCACUGCGUUGGCUGAUUCUUUGAAAAUUAACUUCGCCAUGAUCCAUACGGAUAGACGCAGAACCCAGGAUAACUUCACCAAGACGAAAAGACACUUGGCUCACUCUCAGGAUGAUAAUAUUGUUAGUGAAAUGCAGACUGCCAGAGUUGUCAAGGGCCAUGUUGUGGAUGACGACUAUGAGCAGGAGAACGGGCCUUCUUCUUCUAAUGAUAAGCCUGUUGCUCUUCUGAAUAGUGACGCUUUGGGCGGUACUUUCGAUGCUACUAACUCUGACGAUGAAGAUGAACCUACAGCCAUUGCUCAGGAGAAAUUGAUCACGCUAGUCGGUGACGUUAACAAUAAGGUGGCUAUUAUUUUGGACGAUAUGAUUGAUAAGCCCAACUCGUUCAUUGCCGCUGCUGAGCACUUGCGUUUGAACUGUGGCGCCAGAGCUGUCUACGUUGUGGGUACCCACGGUCUCUUCAGCGACAGAUGUCUUGAAGAGUUGAACGACUCCAAAUGUAUCGACAAGAUCGUGGUGACGAAUACUUACCGUGUGAGCGAAGAGAGACAAAAAGCCCACGAGAAGUUGGUGGUGAUUGACGUUUCGCCUAUCUUUGCUGAGUGCAUCAGAAGAGACCAUUUCGGUGAGUCCAUCUCUGUUUUGUUCGACUCGUUGGCUGCCAUUGAGUAG